CGCGCUUUACGGCACCUUUUACAAGAGUCGCGCUUUACAGCAGUUUUACAACAGUUGAAAUAGCCCAGGUUUGGGUUGGUGCUGAGCACAGGGCAGUGAGGAGAAAGGGAGAAGGCUGUGCUGCAGGGCAGGUGGAUGUAGGCAGAACCAAUUUGGGCAGCAGCCUUGUCUAACAGCAUUUCAUUUUCCAGUUCUACUACCUUGCAUUUCAUUUUGCACUUCUGCUAGAACUGCAUGUCAACAGGUUUCGAAUAUCCUCAGUCCCAGUAGCCUGCUUGAAUGUGCUGUGUCUUUAUCAGACCAUUGAUGGUCCUUCUGAAAUGUGAGUCUCACUGGCUGGUUUGAGACAAAGAUGAGUUUGGUGGGUCAAUUUUACUUUGAGAACUUGAGAAGCACAGGAAGCCCAAGUGAUGGUCCCAGAGGGUUGAACACAGAGGUUUCACCCUCCCAGAUAUUCAAGGCCUUAACCUUAAAACCACUGCUCUCAGCACGGAGCUGUCUCAAUGCUGCAUUUAUGUUUUCUCCUCCUUGUGCAUGUGUAGAAUUGAAAUCCUCUUGGGGAGGAAGCUUAUUCCAAGUAAAUUCCUAAAGAAUCAGCUGAAAAAAACCACUGAAAUGUUCUUUCACUUGGUUUGCUACUCCCUGCCAAAUGCAUGUGCAUGCCAGGUCUUGAGCCUGGGACUGGAGCUGAGCCUUGAAGGAGGAAUUGAAACAAUGGAUACAAGUGCAAGUAUGGAUACAAAUGCAAGUAAUAACACAAUAUACAUAUACAAACAAGUAGAAGUCCAAUUCACAUAGAGGGAAUGCAUCAAAACGCAGCAGCAAUUGCAAAUUCAGAACAAUACAAGCCAAAUACAUAUGAACACAAUAUUACCAUUUUUCUAUUUCUGAAAAGUUGAUUACACCUUGCUUUAUUGCUACAGGAGACCACAAUAUAAGCCAAAAUAGGUACACACAGUAUAAGCACACACUGUAAGCCAGCAUAAUUACAUGCAAUAUAAGUACAUACAAUACAAGCCAACAUAGGUACAUACAAUAUAAGCCAACAUUUAAGGAAAGAACAUAAAAAAUUAGGGGUACCCAUUGCAAGCAUAUGUAUAAGCUGUCUUUAUUUAAAGAUCCGCUUUAAUUGACAUUUUGUGGAACCACUCUGAGGGCAAGGUCCAAAAAGCUUCGUUAACCCCUUGUCCUCCACUGGUUGGGCAGCAUCUGACCCCAAUGCUCAAGGGCUGCAUGGAGAUUCCUCCCUGGAGUGGGCUCACUCCUUGAGGAUGAGCCAUAAGGAUUUGAUUGUUGGACCGGUUGAGUAAGUAUUUCUACUUAGUAAUUGUUUUUGCUGGCUUUAAUGCCGUGGCUGCAGUGUUCCUUCAGAUGUCAUGCCCUGCUCCAGCAGUUACAGCUCCUGUGCUGGGCAGGGAAUGCUUCUGGGGAAGGGCUUUCAGUCUCAUUAGUUCCCAUUUAAAUCAAUCAAGCUAUAUCUAAGUACCGGUGGCCAAAGGUUUUACCACUUGCCUCUGAUUCAUCUGGCAUUGGCCAGAGGUUUGUGGGAGCUGGUGGACUGUUCUACUCCUCAUUAUUUCCCAAACAGAAUUUGGCUAACUAGAAGAGGCACAGAUGAUGCCUGCAAUUUUGUGACAUGAAGAAACAGCCUGUCACUGGAGAGUCCCAGACCUUUGCUUCCUCAGCCUCUGCAGGUCUGGCACAUGGAAAACCCAGAGGCACUGAAUUAUCCCACUCAAGCAGCCAAAUGUUAACAACCUCUCCAAAGCCUAAUUUCCCUUUGAUAUAGACUUACUUGUUUGCGUCACCUACUGGGCUGGGGGAGGGCUAUAAAAUGGCUUGCAACAAUUGUCGGAGGCAGAAGAGAGUCCAGGAACAGCUCCCUCUACCAGUAUCCCUAUCUCAGCACUAGUGACAAGCUGAGCAUCAUGCAGCUGGUGGCCAGCCUGGUGUCCGUGCUGCUGCUGGCGUGGAGUGUGAGAGCCACGACGCUGCCCGGGGAAGAGAGACUGCAGAGCACCAGGGAACGGAGUACCGUCCACAAGGACGUCAUUCUGAAGAUGCUGGCAGGGCUGCUGGACGGCGUGGACGCGGGCAGCGAGGCAGCCUUGCCGGAUGGGGAGGAGGAGGAGGGCAAGCUGCAGGAGGAGCGGGCAGCGCUGGGGCGGCUUGCCCAGCUCCCGCAGCGAGACCGCAAGGCGCCCUGCAAGAAUUUCUUCUGGAAAACCUUCACCUCCUGCUAGUGCUGCCCGGCCUGGCCUUGCCAGCCUGCAAACACCUUCCCACAACUCAUCUUCCUUGCCCGCCCAGCUCGUUCUCUGUGCCCUGCACGCCUCAGAAUAAAGCAUAGCGCCUCGGGGA
This is a messenger RNA of Zonotrichia albicollis (white-throated sparrow), 2361 nucleotides long. RefSeq names its product cortistatin (gene CORT). Gene Ontology annotation, biological process: adenylate cyclase-inhibiting G protein-coupled receptor signaling pathway; regulation of cell migration. Gene Ontology annotation, molecular function: neuropeptide hormone activity; G protein-coupled receptor binding. Gene Ontology annotation, cellular component: extracellular region. Lineage: Eukaryota; Metazoa; Chordata; Aves; Passeriformes; Passerellidae. The record is from RefSeq and is a predicted model, not a curated record.